AUGCAUCCCGUCUUCGAUGACAUAUACUCUCCCAGAUCCGGCAAUAACAGAGACGUUUAUCAGCGCAGGAAAAGGAGGGACUCAGAUGUGGAGGUUUUGCAGCAACUCAUGCCUGACAGAGACAACUCCGCCAUUGAGGCGGCGCAAAGAACGAUAGCAGGUGACUCCAAAGGGCGCAGCAACGACUCACGUCGUAUCUAUCGCCCAAUGGAGGAACGAGCCCAGGCUGAUUCAGCUCGGAGUUUCAGUUCCCGAGUGAAGGAAGCAGGUAACGGAGCCGCUCCCGAGUCCGAGUCUUUCAGGAGGGACAAACCACGAACGAUCCCUUCCAUCGUGUCGGAGGCUGCGCAGGGCAGCUCUGCAGGAGUUCAUCCUCACACGUCCUCGAGCCCAGGUACGGAUCUUCGACACAAAGACCGUCUCCGCACUGAACAUGGAGUGCCUCGACAAUCACAGAGUCAUUCGGUUCUUGCAGAGCAGCACAGCUCUCCAGACUCACCCGAGUCCGGUGAACGAGAGGCCGGCUACAGUGUAACUCCCUUGGGACAUGGACGAGAAGUCGAGGUCCAGACAGGCCAGCAAUACUUGUCCGAUGACGAGGGAGAUGGUAAUCAACCUACUCAACGCAGGCAUUCACCCCCAACAGGGGGCUCUGCGACGCCACCUCCAAUUCGAAGAGCACAUCGAUACGUUGAUGACGAACCUGAAGGAGUGUCAACUUUUGGCGGUGGAAACAUGAAUUCGACUUCAAAGCCGCCGAUAAAGACCAGGCUUGAGGAGAAUGCUCGACCUCGAGCACCAUCAUACCAUCGUCGGCGCAGUCAAGGCAAGGAUCCCAGUUCGACUGGCCAAGAAGCUAAUCACCGAACGACCCGGACUCCUGCAUUAGACCACAUAAAAAAGUUCCAAGACAGUGAACAGCAGUUGCAGUAUGUGACAUCACCUCGUGCUCGUGACCCAACGCGGAGAGGCACACCUAAGCUCGAUUACGGUCGCGAUGACAGAGAGCGUGAACCUGAGACAGGACGUGAGGACUCGAUGAGCGGCCCCAUCGAUCUGCCAUCCACCGAGAGACGCCCUCGCGGCGAUCAGGGGCAUCCCAUGUCCAGCCACAGGGACUCGCGACAGAGUGACGGAUCAAGUCGCAUCGCAGAUUUCUUCAGCCCCAGCAUCUUCCAGGUCGUUCUGCAUAAUCCGACUACAUCGCAUCAGCUGCUCAAGUAUAGCGAAACGCAAGUCUGUAGUGAGAACGUGGAGUUCCUUGGAAAAGUCGAACAGUACCGGACGAUCGUCAACAGCUUGGCUGGUACGCUUGCCGUAAUACAUCGAACCUUCGUGUCCGAUCAGUCGCCAAAUCAAGUCAACGUGCCUGGGGGUGUUAUGAAGACGGUUCAUAACGAGAUGAAAUCCUUAGUCACCGUUACGCUCCCCUCAAUGGAAUCGCUCUUCAACGAGAUGCAGAACAAAAUAGAACAGCUAGUGUUCGAGGACAUUUACCCUAGAUUCGUGCGCUAUCAAAUGGCACUGAGUACGGCAAGGGCUUUGGCAAGCGAUCGUCAACGCUACCAGGGGUUAGGGGACUGCUUUUGUAUGACAAGUCCGGCGAAAGCAGACAACCCUAUCCUCUACGCUUCGGAUGGCUUCGUCAAAGUCACUGGAUAUAGCCGAUCUGAGAUCAUUCCUAGAAACUGCAGGUUUCUCCAAGGGUCUCAAACCGAUCGGCGCGCUGCAUAUCGGCUCAAAGAAGCUGUAAGACAGGACAAAGAAGCAGUUGAGCUACUGCUAAACUACACGAAGUCUGGGAAUCCGUUCUGGAACUUGCUAUACAUCGCACCGCUAUUCGACGAUUCUGGUGAGGUGGUAUUCUAUAUUGGGGGGCAAGUCAACUGUUCGACCACAGUGCACACUAAUGUCGAUGUGAUGAGGGUUCUAUCCAUGGCUGACGAAGAGCCCAACAUGGAGGACAUCAAAAACCAGACCAAGAGAUCGAGUGGCAAGAGCUUCAAGCCCAAGUCACUGCUCAAGACCCUCGGCAUCCACGUUGACGAGCAAGAACCCCCCUUACCCGUCCCGGGCGAGACGGGGAUGGAACAGAAGGUAUUGGACCGCAUGGAAGGGCACGACCUUCGGACGCAGAUACGCGAGUUCUACAGCGCGUACUCGAAGUACAUCAUCGCCCGCGCCGACAACUUUGUCAUCAAGUUCUACUCCGCAGGGGUUACGGAGACCUUGCACCCGGCCAAUCAGACCGGGGGCCCGCCGGUCGGACAGGAUAUUUUCCGUUUCUUCAAGCAGAACAUGCUUGCCCACCAGUCAGACUACAAGAACCGUGUGCGGAACGCCAUCCAGUCGGGCUUCCCCAUCAGCGUGGAGAUCCGGCUCCAGACCCGGCGCAGCGCCAUGUUCAGGGGCGAUGAGAGCUUCAUGACGCACUGGACUCCGCUCAAAGAUGAGGGUUCCGUCGUGCACUGGGUCGUCGUUACCUUUGCACCGAUGAUGAACUGA
Messenger RNA from Neoarthrinium moseri, 2505 nucleotides. RefSeq lists its product as uncharacterized. Bases 1 to 2505 code for a protein of 834 amino acids. Lineage: Eukaryota; Fungi; Ascomycota; Sordariomycetes; Amphisphaeriales; Apiosporaceae. Gene Ontology annotation, cellular component: nucleus. The transcript is spliced from 4 exons. The record is from RefSeq and is a predicted model, not a curated record.